AUUUUUUCCCCUCCCGUGUGUGGUUCUUGGAGAAAGUUGGAGGUGGUGGUGAUUUCAGUUGCCUUGGCCGCGGGGAGUAGGAGCUGAGCAGAGGCACUGGGCUGGCUGAGCUCGCCAGCAGUCCGGCUCUGGUCCCUUCGGCCAUGCCUGGGGCCAGCCCGCUGCCUCCCGGGCCCUGGCCCACCUUCAUCUGCGCACCUCUUCCUCCCCCUUACUCCACCCUUUCCAAAACCUAUCUGGGUCCUCUGUGCGCAGGGUUCUUUUUCAGUUUUUCUUUUUGGAAAAGACCUUUGAGGGGAGCAGAUGCCACCUAAGGCCCCACUAUCUCCUCUACAAAGAGCCCAGAUGUGGAAAUGAAUUGUUGGCAUUUUUAGUUUUAUCUAUGAAUUUAUUUUUAACCAUCGGCAUUUUUUUAACUUCUGUGUUCUGCUGUGUUUCUUGUGUUUAGUCUUCGAGUGGUUCAACCGACCAUGACCCACUGGGCCCCCUCCCUCCUGGCUGGGGUCUGUGGCCAUGUGAUUGAAAGGAGGCACCUUACCAAACCUUCCUUUGCAACUGAGAUGUUGGAAGACUUCAGCCUAAUUUUGACUAAUGGAAUUCACUUUUUGGGGGGACACAGCUGUGUAAGGGGCCAGAGGGAAGCCAGCUGAGCAUGGGGUGGCAACUCUAUGAAAGUACAUCACUGGAUUCUCCUUGUCAUUGGCAGCUGCCUCCUACCUAUUCUAAGUCCUUGGUGUGAUUUGCAAUAAUGAGUUAGAUGGGCAUCUAUGACUUGAGAGAAAUUACAGACUUUAUGGCUAUUUCAGGAAGGCAUGGUCAUGCAAAAAGGGGUCAUUAGAGAUGGUGAGACUCAGGGCUUUCUGUAGCUCUCUGAGCUGGGUCAGGGUUUUGUUCAAUCGGCAAGAGUUCCUGGGAGCUAAAGAGGACCGUUUUGGCAGGAAUUGGCAUGUUUUGGGUUUAAUUGAUUGGUUAGGCCAGUAGAAAACAGUAAAUGCAGGUUUGGUGGUAUUCACAGAUGGUAUUAAGUUGGGCAGGGGCGUGCUCCCCAUUGAAGAUGGAGAAGCUGACAAUGACAGGUUGAGCAUCUAAUCCUCAUGGUGCAGACACAACUACUCCCUGGUAGUAAUUUACGAGGUUGCAUCAACCCCCUAGGACCUGUAGGGUAUCACUUAGUGAAUGACCACUGCAUUCCAAACACUGGAGGGACCUCCUCCUCCUAGUGGGAUGUAUCAGGGAGGCCUCUACACAAUUCUUGAUUUUCCUGGGGAAUCCCUUCCGAAUGCAUGUGAUCUACCUUGCUCCCUGAGCUGAUGAAAGGCCAUUGCUAUCUCAGAGUUUGGCAGCAAGUCAAAUGUGAGGGAGUCCAGUAUAGAGUUCCUAGCCAGAUAGGGGGAAACUCAACAGAUUAAACAGGACUCUGUAAUGCUGUUUGGCAGCCAGUAGACACUGUGACCCAGAGCUGGGGACCCAGAGUGGUACCUUUCUCUGUAGUCAAGUAAUUUAUUCUGUACCGGUUUAGCUAAAUGAUGAUCACCAAGUAAGAGGAGCUAUAGGGACUUAUAAACAGCUCCCAGAAGCCAAGUGUGAAAUAUGUGAGAUGGGAGUAGGGGCCAUGGUUGGAGUCAGUGCUGUUUACGAAUGAGGAGGAAAACACACAAGACGACAAUGGUAUGUACCUGAGAAAGAAGAACAUCUGGCCAAGGGCCAGGGAAUCUUCCUAAUCAGAUCGUUUGGGCUUUGUGUUGGCUUCUCUGAGGCCGGUGCAGGGCCACUUCCCCAGGGAGAGUUGAACAGAAAGAGCAGCAAAACUAAAUGAGAAUUGCAUUUAGCAUGAGCCUUCUGUCAAGUCUACUGUGUUCUGCUGUCAGUCCUGCAUCCCUUUCUGCUCCCCCAUGAGAGACCCCAUGGUCCUUCCUGAGCAUCGGCUCAGUACUCAGGACCUCUCAGUUUUAGAUCCACAUCUCUUCAGCUGCCCUGACCUUGGGCGUAUGACCGAAUGUUCGCGAGUCCAUUUCUCCCUAAAUGAGGUUGAGCUAGAUGUUCUCAAGGACUCUCCUGGCCUCCCCACAAUGAAGUUGUAUUCAGCAAAGCAGUUCCGGUGGACCAUGAGAGGCCCUCCAUGCAGGGAACUGCCAGAAGCAAGGGCGCAGGCCUCAGACCGACUGGACAGGCCCCCAGCCCCGUGGUUGAGAAGAGACAGGACAAUGGACGGGUGUAUUACGUGAACCAUAACACACGCACCACCCAGUGGGAGGACCCGAGGACCCAAGGGAUGAUCCAGGAACCAGCUCUGCCCCCAGGGUGGGAGAUGAAGUAUACCAGUGAGGGGGUGCGCUACUUUGUGGACCACAAUACCCGUACCACCACUUUUAAGGAUCCUCGCCCAGGGUUUGAGUCAGGGACGAAGCAAGGUUCCCCUGGUGCAUAUGACCGAAGUUUUCGGUGGAAGUAUCACCAGUUCCGUUUCCUUUGCCAUUCAAAUGCCCUCCCCAGCCAUGUGAAGAUCAGCGUUUCCAGGCAGACACUUUUUGAGGAUUCUUUCCAGCAGAUCAUGAACAUGAAACCCUAUGACCUGCGCCGCCGGCUCUACAUCAUCAUGCGUGGCGAGGAGGGCCUGGACUACGGGGGAAUUGCUAGAGAGUGGUUUUUCCUCCUGUCCCACGAGGUGCUCAACCCCAUGUAUUGUUUAUUUGAAUAUGCUGGGAAGAACAAUUACUGCCUGCAGAUCAACCCCGCCUCCUCCAUCAACCCUGACCACCUCACGUACUUCCGCUUUAUUGGCAGAUUCAUUGCCAUGGCUCUAUACCAUGGAAAGUUCAUUGACACAGGCUUCACCCUCCCUUUCUACAAGAGGAUGCUCAACAAGAGACCAACCCUGAAAGACCUGGAAUCCAUCGACCCCGAAUUCUACAACUCUAUCAUCUGGAUCAAAGAGAACAAUCUAGAAGAGUGUGGCCUAGAGCUGUACUUCAUCCAGGACAUGGAGAUUUUGGGCAAGGUGACAACCCACGAGCUGAAAGAAGGUGGUGAGAGCAUCCGAGUGACAGAGGAGAACAAGGAGGAGUACAUCAUGCUGCUGACCGACUGGCGUUUCACCCGGGGCGUGGAGGAGCAAACCAAAGCCUUCCUGGACGGCUUCAACGAGGUGGCCCCCCUGGAGUGGUUGCGCUAUUUUGAUGAGAAAGAGCUGGAGCUGAUGCUCUGUGGCAUGCAGGAGAUAGACAUGAACGACUGGCAGAAGAACACCAUCUACCGGCACUACACCAAGAACAGCAAGCAGAUCCAGUGGUUCUGGCAGGUGGUGAAGGAGAUGGACAACGAGAAAAGUAUCCGGCUGCUGCAGUUUGUUACAGGGACCUGCCGUCUGCCUGUCGGCGGAUUUGCUGAACUCAUUGGUAGCAAUGGACCACAGAAAUUUUGCAUCGACAAGGUUGGCAAGGAAACCUGGCUGCCCAGAAGCCACACCUGUUUCAACCGUCUGGAUCUCCCACCGUAUAAGAGCUAUGAACAACUGAAAGAGAAGCUGCUCUACGCCAUUGAGGAGACCGAGGGCUUUGGACAGGAGUAACUGAGACUGCCCUCUCCCAUGCCCCCUGCACACAUGUAGUCACGAGUCCUCCCUGCCUGAGAGGCUGCUGGCUGCAGCCCCUGGGAGGGCCCCGCAGAUGGUGGGACCACUGUCAUCAGGCUGGUGGCAGCAGAGCCUGACCUCAAGAGGCCCUGCCCACCCCUCCCUCCUACCCACUGGUGGCAGUCUGGAAUAAAGCCCCCUAGUCACCUUAACCCCGUCACCCACUGCAGUCUGGAGGGCUGACCCUCUGCAAAGCUCACUGAGCCUCCUCCCCUAAGGCCAACCCUAGGUGUGCGUGAGUGUACAAGGGAGGGCACCUGUGCCGAAGGGCUGUAGCACAAGCCCAGCCUCCUGGGCUAGUUAGGCAAGAAGGAGACUGGCCGCUCGGGGUAACUGAGCUGAGAAAGCCCAGGGUCUUUGCCAGUAAAAGAGGUUUUGUUUUAAAUAGAACUUUUCCAGUGAUCUGUAUAAAAUGAAGGUCUGAGAGAGAGGAGCUCUUCCCAUACCCAGAGCUCUGGAUCGAGGCUGUCUUCCCUCCCCCGCAGGCUCUAGCCAUGGAGGCGAGUGGCAAGGCCCCUCUCUCCACUCAGGGCUGGCCAGUUCACCCUUCCCAGCCAGCCAAGGGUUGUGCCAGCUUCUUGGAUGUCAGUGAGAUGGAAACGGCAAGCUCAGACUUUCUUUUCCCUUUACCUAAACUUGAAGCAUUUUGUGUGUAGGGUUGCCUGGUGUUUUGUUGGUGGUAUGCUACUGUCACUUUCUUUUGAGGAGCUGGCGCACCAGGUGUUGCUGGGACUUUGAGGGACCCAGCACUGUUGGUUCAAGAAUUUCCCGAACAGCUGCUCCUCUUGGGAAGCAGAUUAGCAGUUCAGCGAGCUCAGGCAGCUUGACCUCACAGCAGCCUCAUCCCCCUAGCCUCGACAGAGAGGGCAGGGGGUGGUGCCCUGAGUGCCACCGAGCCUUGCCCCCUCUGAUAGAAAAGAACGCCCUUUGCUAGAUGUAGUCACCCAGGCUGUAGACCUCCAGGUGGGUUGGUUAGUCCCCUUUUGAGAAUGAAGUGCAUCCCCGCUGCCCUAGAGCGUGCUCAUUCUGCCUAGAAGUGAGGCUUUGUCUGCACAUAGGAAACGAUGCUCAUGGAAGCCGGCUGAAGGGCCCUGAGUUGCUGCACACAUCUGACUUGAUUUCUGGAGCCCCUGCCGGGCUCCGUCAUGGGCAUUCUGCCAUGUAUUAAUAUCUUCAAGAAAAACAGGCUCCUCUGGGAUGCUGAAGCCGUGAUUGUCAUGAACUCCCCGAUCCAGCCCCUCAAGGUUCUUAUGCUGAGCACCAGCUGCAGACUAGCUCCAACUUCCUGGGACCCCAGGCAGGCCCCCAGACCGGUCAUGGGCCUUUGGAGGAUAGUUUUGUGUUCCCAGAUCUGUGUCCUUUCCCUUGGCCUGUGGAGGGACACCCGUGUCUGCUGUUCGUCUGUGCUGAUUUGAAUGGCGCAGCUCACUGCAGCUCAACCUUUUUUCUUCCCUGGAGUCAUUUGCUGUGCUUCCCUGCAGCAACUCGCCACAUCAGGGGUUGGGAUGUGAGCUGCCAUGCGGAGUUUGGAAGCCUUGGGCUCAUGUGUGUUCAGAGUGUGUUUAUGUGCGCGUGUGUAUACAUACAUGUGUGUACAUAUAACAGGUGUCCACGGAAUGUCCUUCGGUAGCUCUGGGUUGGCCAUCAGACUGUUUUGUAAUGCCCAGCGCCUUGCCUCGGAAUUGGCAGUUUCUUGUGCAAUAAACAGUCAGCAGCUG
Messenger RNA from Miniopterus natalensis, 5349 nucleotides. The record is from RefSeq and is a predicted model, not a curated record. Lineage: Eukaryota; Metazoa; Chordata; Mammalia; Chiroptera; Miniopteridae.